Messenger RNA from Micromonas pusilla CCMP1545, 3226 nucleotides. RefSeq lists its product as uncharacterized. Gene Ontology annotation, biological process: tricarboxylic acid cycle; carbon fixation. Lineage: Eukaryota; Viridiplantae; Chlorophyta; Mamiellophyceae; Mamiellales; Mamiellaceae. The record is from RefSeq and is a predicted model, not a curated record. The transcript has a single exon. The coding region runs from base 74 to 3049 and encodes 991 amino acids. Gene Ontology annotation, molecular function: phosphoenolpyruvate carboxylase activity. Gene Ontology annotation, cellular component: cytosol.
CGCGCGCGUCCGCGCGUCGUGUCGGAGAGCGCGCACCGCGAGCGAUCGACCCCGGCACCGCGAGCCGAGCACGAUGCCGACGGCCAUGAACCUCCUCAAGGAUGCGAAGUUCAAGGAGCUCGUCGCGGACUCGCACUACCUCAGCGGCAGCGGCGAGACGCACGAUUUCGAUCAUCACGAGGUGCUGCAGGAGUCCGAGGACCUCAUGCGCGCGCUCUUCUUCAGCAUCGUCCGCGAGACCACGGGGACGGAGUUCGACGACUCCCUCGAGGCCGUCUACGCGCUCAGCGAGCAGUUCCACAAGAGCAACGACCCGGCCGACUUCGCCGCGCUGACCACGAAGCUCGGUUCCCUCAGCGACGAGGAGACCGUCAUGCUCGCGAGCGCCUUCAGCAACGUCCUCAACCUGCACAACGUGAGCGAGCACGUCGCGGCGGCGAUGGAGGAGCGGCACGCGCGUCUCGACGACAUCCCGCGCGGGCCCGCGAAGACGACGAACGGCGCGAUCAAAGGGUUGAUCGCGAACGGGGUGAGCAAGGAAACCAUCUACGAGGCGCUCGCGGAGCAGGAGGUGGAUCUCGUGUUCACCGCGCAUCCGACGCAGGCGCUUCGACGAUCGAUGCUCAAAAAUUUCGCGCGGAUCCGCCAGUGCCUGCUCGACCUUCAAGCGCGCCGUCUCUCCGGGUACGAGCGCGCGGAGAUCCUCGCGUCCAUGUCCAGCGCGAUCCAGGCGGCGUGGAGGACGGACGAGAUCCGACGCAACCCGCCCAAGCCGCAAGACGAGAUGCGCGCGGGGCUGUCCUACUUCAACGACACCCUCUUCGAGGGCCUCCCCAAAUUCGUGCGUCGCAUCGACACCGCGCUGAUCAACCAAGGCUUACCGAGGAUUCCGCUGGACAAGAGCAUCAUGAAGUUUUCGUCGUGGAUGGGCGGCGACCGCGACGGCAACCCGAACGUGGACUCGCACUGCACGAAAGACGCGGUGUACCUCGCGCGAAGCAAAGCGGCGGAUUUAUACUUUGACGCUAUUCAAAACUUGAUCUUCUCGCUCUCCAUGUGGAGGUGCUCCGAGUCGUUCAAAGCGCGCGCGGCCGCGAGGCACGCGUUCGUGCUGUCGCAGCAGGACGACGGAGCGCUGUACGCGGAGCGGAAGCGCAGGAACUACGUCGAUUUCUGGCACGCGUUGCCGCUGUCCCAGCCGUAUCGCGUCGUGCUCUCGGAGGUGCGAGACCGGCUGUACAACACCAAGGAGGCCAUCAAGGACGUCAUCGCCGGCCGCGUCGACGCGCUCAACCCGGACGACGCCAGCAUCUUCACGAGCAAGGAGCAGCUCCUGGAGCCUCUCCUCGCGUGCUACAACUCCCUGAUCGACGUCGGGGAUAAGUCCGUCGCGGACGGGUACCUGCUCGACCUGAUCCGCCAGGUCAACUGCUUCGGUCUGUCGCUCGUGCGGCUCGAUAUCCGCCAAGAGAGCGACCGCCACGCGGACGCGAUGGACGCCAUCACGAAGCACAUCGGCUUGGGCUCGUACAACGAGUGGGAUGAAGAGAAGAAGUGCGCGUUCCUCGUCGCCGAGCUCGAAGGGAAGCGUCCGCUCGUCCCUCGCGACCUCGAGUGCACCGCGGAGGUGCAAGAGGUCAUCGACACCUUCCACAUGGCCGGGCACCUCCAGAGGGUCUGCCCCGGGUCGUUGGGGACGUACGUCAUCUCCAUGGCGACGGUCGCGUCCGACGUCCUCGCGGUCGUCUUGCUGCAGCGCGAGUGCGGCGGGCACGAGGACCGCUUACUCCGCGUCGCGCCGCUCUUCGAGCGUCUCGACGACUUGCGCGACGGCCCGGCGCAGCUCCGCCGCUUAUUCUCCGUGCCGUGGUACCACAAGCACAUCGACGGGUUCCAGGAGGUGAUGAUCGGGUACUCCGACUCCGGUAAGGACGCCGGAAGGAUGGCCGCCGCGUGGGCGCUGUACGAGGGGCAGGAGAACGCGACGCACGUCGGGAACGAGUUUGGCGUCAAGCUGACGUUGUUCCACGGGCGCGGCGGCACCGUCGGCCGCGGCGGCGGGCCGUCGCACCUCGCGAUCAUGUCCCAGCCCCCCGCGACGAUCAACGGGCGUCUGCGCGUCACCGUGCAGGGCGAGGUGAUCGAGCAGAACUUUGGCGAGCACGAGAACUGCUUCCACACGUUGGAUUUGUACACGGCGGCGACGUUGGAGCACUCGCUGAAGCCGCCGACGUCGCCGCAGACGGAGUGGCGUGACGUCAUGAACGUCAUGUCCGAGGAGUCGUGCGAGAAGUACCGCAAGGUUGUCUUCGAGACCCCGGAGUUCAUUCGGUAUUUCGCGCAGGCGACGCCCGCGCAGGAGCUCGGGUCGCUGAACAUCGGCAGCCGCCCGGCGAAGCGAAAGGCGAACCCCACGGUGACGGCGCUGCGCGCCAUUCCGUGGAUCUUCGCGUGGACGCAGUCGCGGUUCCACCUCCCCGUCUGGCUCGGCAUGGCGGAGGGGUUCCAGAAGCUGAAGGACGACGGCAAGCUCCCGAUGCUGCGCGCGAUGUACAAGGACUGGCCGUUCUUCCGCGUGACGAUGGAUCUCAUCGAGAUGGUCUUGGCCAAGGCGGAUUUCAACGUCGCCGAGUACUACGAAAAGGUGCUCGUCGAGCCCGGGUUGCACGCGUUCGGCGCGACGCUGCGCCAGCAGCUCGUGAACACGGUGAAGAUCGUCCUCGAGAUCACCGAGCACCCGGACCUCCUCACGCCGCAGAGCGACAGCAAAGGGCAGAGCUCGUCCACGUUCCUCGCGGAGAAGCUAUCGAUGCGUUCGACGUACAUCACGCCUUUGAACAUCAUCCAGGUUGAGAAUUUGAAGCGUCUUCGCGCGAUCGAAAGCGGGGAGGUAUCCGAGGAGUUCAUGGCGAAAUACGCGCCGUCGAUGCCGUGGAGCAAGGAGAUGCUGUCGCUGCACGGGAAGAAUAACUGGUACCACGCGACCGUGAGCGACACGCUCAUCAUCACGAUGAAGGGGAUCGCCGCGGGGAUGCAGAACACCGGGUGAGACGGCGGGAGUGGGGGGAUGAUUUUUUUCGUAUAAUUUUGGAGAUGACGAGAGCGACGGAUGACAGACAAAAGGGGUCGCGCGCGCGGAGGGGGGCGACGCCACGCCCACGCCACGCCGCCGUGGGUUGUACACUAGGUAAGUUUGUUAUGUGAAUGAAUUCAACGACUUCGACGU